GCGGCCAGGCUGAGAGGAACAAGAGGAGAGGAGAAGGAGGAAGCAGCAGUGCUGAAGGGAGAGAAAGCAGUGGGCGCUAUUCCUCGACUUCCUCGGGACCUGUUGCUUGGGAACAGAAGUAGUAGUAGUAGACGAGUUUAAAGGGCUUUGGGUCCAAAGCCUGAGGGCUGUCUCUUUCGCACUUUUGUGGAGCCCACAGGCGCCGACGACAGUCCGCUCAUGGGCUGAAGGAGGGCCGGCCUGGGAGCCGUUUGAAGCGCGCGCCCCGCUCAAAAGGGGAUUGAGGAGAAGGAGGCGGCAAGAGGCGCGCGCGCCGUACUCUUGAACGUCUUCUUUCCCUGGAGGCAAAGGGAGCGCGAGGAGGAAGAGGCACGCGCGUGAGAGAGAGGAGGAGGAGCGCGCUCCCUGCUUCUUUCCUCGGAGGAGGCACGAGACUCCCCUCCACUCCCGAGGGGCGUCCCUUCUGGCGCCCCUUCUGACCCUAUGAGGGCGCCUCGGGCUUGCCAAGGACGCCGCACCCGCAGCUCGCCCCUCCGCCCGCGGCUACGGCCCCGCUGCUGCUGCCGUCGGGCGGGCGCCCCCGUUGCCCUCUCUCCUCCUCCUCCUCCUCGGAAGCCCCCUCCCCGCCUCCCGAAGUGGCUUCUCCGGGCUGCAACAACUGCAGCAGCAGAGGCGGAGGGGAGGCUUGCUGCAGCGGCUCCCCCUCCACUUCUCCCUCUUCUUCGGACGGGCCGCUAGAUCCAGACCCUGCUCGGCUAGACGUUGCGGGCGAGGUGGCUCCUCCUCCUCCGCCGCCUCCUCCUCCUCCUCCUCCGCGGAGCCCUAAAGCCGCCCGCUGCCGGAGGAUGGUGCGCCUGGCGGCCGAGCUGCUGCUCCUCCUGGGGCUCCUCCUGCUCACGCUCCACAUCACCGUCCUCCGCAGCAGCGCCGCCGAAGAGCAGGAGAAGGGGGCGGCGGCGGGGAAUCGGAGCCAGCGCCUCCUCCAGCAGCAGCAGCAGCAGGACAUCCUCCAAACAGAUGGCCUUUCACCUCCUGAAGCCACCUUGACACUAAACCCAGAGGACCGUCAAGGUUAUCCUGACCACCAAGGAGUACACAGAUCAUUUGCCAAACAGAGAUACAGGCAGGCAAAUGGGCAUACGUCUUUGCAAAGAGAUGGACCCAGAUCUUUCCUUCUGGAUUUGCCAAAUUUUCCUGACCUCUCAAAAGCAGAUAUCAAUGGGCAAAAUCCUAACAUUCAGGUGACCAUAGAAGUGGUUGAUGAAACAGACUCUGAAUCUGAGAAAGAUCUUCAAAAGGAAAGCAGCAAGCCCAGCUGGCCUGUCGCAUCACCAGACUGGAGGACGUGGUGGCAGAGAUCGGCACCCACAAUCACCCGCAUGAGUAGUGGUGACCAGGAUUACAAGUAUGAUAGCACAACCGAAGACAGCAACUUCUUAAAUCCUCUUAGCAGCGCAUGGGAUAGGCAUGCCCCUAGUCACCGGACGUUUGAAUCAAAGGAACAGCCAGAAUAUGAUUACAUAGAUGGUGAGGGUGAUUGGAGCCCUUGGUCAAUUUGUAGUAUCACAUGUGGAAGUGGGAAUCAGAAGCGCACUAGAACCUGUGGAUACGCCUGCACAGCCACUGAAUCAAGAACAUGUGACAGGCCAAACUGCCCAGGGAUUGAAGACACCUUCAGGACAGCUGCCACAGAAGUGAGUUUGCUUGCAGGGAGCGAGGAAUUCAACGCUACGAAGCUCUUUGAAGUCGACACUGACAGCUGUGAAAGGUGGAUGAGCUGCAAAAGUGAAUUCUUGAAGAAGUAUAUGCACAAAGUGAUCAAUGACCUUCCUGCGUGUCCUUGCGCAUACCCCACUGAAGUGGCCUACAGCACUGCAGAUAUCUAUGACCGGCUGAAGCGGAAGAACUUUCGUUGGAAAGACGCAAGUGGGCCAAAGGAGAAACUGGAAAUCUACAAGCCUACUGCUCGCUACUGUAUCCGGUCUAUGCUGUCCUUGGAGAGCACCACGCUGGCAGCACAACACUGCUGCUACGAUGAUAGCAUGCAACUGAUUACAAGGGGCAAAGGAGCGGGCACACCCAACCUGAUCAGCAUUGAAUUCUCAGCAGAACUCCAUUACAAAGUAGACAUUUUGCCCUGGAUCAUCUGCAAAGGGGACUGGAGCAGAUACAAUGAAGCUCGUCCGCCUAACAAUGGCCAGAAGUGUACAGAGAAUCCUUCAGAAGAGGACUAUUACAAACAGUUUCAGGAAGCAAGGGAGUAUUGAAGGGGCAAAGUAAAGGAAUUGUCCUGUGUCAAAGCCUACAGAACAUAGGCAAUUGACUGACAGAAUACCAAAUCCAAUAAACUCUUGCCAAAAGGAGUAAACUUCUUCCCCUUUCCCACUUAUUCUGUAUAGCUGUAUAGUAUACUCAUUUUUUCAAAAAUGUGUGUUAUUUAUAUAUACAUAUACAAACAUUACAAACAGAUAUGAAAUUAUCUUGGAAGACAUUUAUAUGAUGGUUUUCAUCCCACAGCAUGGUUUUAUCUUUAAAGAUCAUAUUCAAUGAAGAAUUUCAUUAUAGUCUUCAGUUGUGGGCAGUUGCUAAAUCUGUUGAAUUUUGUGUGGCGAGUCCAAUUUCUGGUGGCUAAAAAUUAGACCUCAAUGAUUCAUAUCGUCUGGUGCAAACCUGCUCAUUUAGAAGGGACAUUUCCUACUGGAAACAAUACCUUGUUGGAUUACCAACUAAAAUUAUUAUGUGGUUUUAAGACUGCAUCUAGUGGUAUUUUUUGCUGAGGAGCAAAAACAAACUCCAUAGCAGCAUGAACAAAAAUGGAGUAUGAGGACUAAAUUGUGCCUCUUAAGAAGUCAGAUUUCAGCUUGUAUCAAAAGGUCCAUGUUUUGUGAUUGAUGUCAAUGAGUUAAAAACAAUGCUAACAAUAUCCUAUAAUUGCAUAAAGUGUGUUAUUCUGGAGAAUCUCCUGGAUAGUCUGGUUCACUCAAAGCCAAGGAAAUGAGAGAGAGAAGUAGGAAGCCAUUUCUGCCAUGACUUAUUUAAUAAAAAUACAAUUGCUAAGCAUAA
Molecule: messenger RNA, 3063 nt
Organism: Anolis carolinensis (green anole)
Lineage: Eukaryota; Metazoa; Chordata; Lepidosauria; Squamata; Anolidae
Gene: ism1
Product: isthmin 1
Exons: 6
Coding region: 846-2267 (473 amino acids)
Biological process (GO): negative regulation of angiogenesis
Source: RefSeq, a predicted model, not a curated record